Mercenaria mercenaria is the source of this 876-nucleotide messenger RNA. RefSeq lists its product as uncharacterized. The record is from RefSeq and is a predicted model, not a curated record. The transcript is spliced from 2 exons. The coding region runs from base 1 to 876 and encodes 291 amino acids. NCBI's taxonomy places the organism in Eukaryota, Metazoa, Mollusca, Bivalvia, Venerida, Veneridae.
AUGGAAAGGAAAAGGCUUGAAGAGUUAAAGAUAAAACUGGAGAUUGAAAGGAAAAAGGAAGAAAGGUUAAGAAAACUGAAAGCUGAAAAGGAUAGGUUAGCAGAGGAAUUGAAUCAACAAGAGAACACUCUACGUAGUCUGAAGAAAGAAAUCGAGUAUGAACGAAAGAGAAAAGCAGAAAGACAAAGCAAAGAUAAGACAGAAAUUCAACAGGUUUUGAAAGAAAAAGAUCAUUGGAAAGGGAAAUUACUGAAACCUACGAUACCCAACCUUACAGAAGAUACAUUUGACGAGUUGAAAAUUGAAGUAGAAGUGAUCAUGAAUUUAGGCCUAUAUGAAGAAAGUAUGUUAAGACAAGCAGUAAGGAACUCUCUUUGUGGCCAAACAAGAAAGAUCUUACUCACAAUACCGCCGUCAACUACUACAAAGAAAAUCAUAAGCAAGUUGGAAAAUGUUUAUGGCAAUGUAAGAUCAGGUGAAUCAGUGUUAGCAGAGUUUUAUAUGGCUAGACAAGGAAGAGAUGAAGGAAUAGCACAAUGGGGAAUCAGAGAUAAUAGAAGAAGAGACGACGAUAGAUAUAACAGAGGCAACGGAAUAGAUAGAAGACAUGGCGACAGAUACGGUGAAUAUAGAGAAAGGAGAAGAUACAGCCCACGAGAUAGGAGAAAUGAUAGAACUGAUUAUUUGGACCAAGUGAAAGAAAGAAGAUACUACAGAGAUUACAGGCAAACAAAUGAGAAAGACAAUAGAGAUAAAAGACGACUGGACGAUGAAAGAGAACACAAAUAUCAUGAGGAUUACAGAUCACCAAGUCAUCGAGAUAGUGGAUACAGGAGAGAACCAGGAGAAGAAGGAAGCUAUAGAUAUAACAGAUAA